AUGGCAUUAAACUGGGCAAUGAUUUCGCAAGACGGCCGGAGUCUUGUUCCGUUACCUGGGGAGAAGGUUUUUUUCAGUCAGGAGAAAACUUCUGUGGCAUUAGAUAUGGGCGGUGGGUACCCUGGAAAUCCGGGAGGAAUAUACAAAGGAGAAGGAAUCAUAUAUGUAACUAACCAACGGGCUGUGUUCGUUAGCCGCCCGGCGGUGGCUCACUUCAAGUCACUAAGCAUUCCAUUGAUGAAUCUUCGCGAAGGGAAACUACAGCAACCAUGGUUUGGUGCAAAUUACUAUCAGGCAUUAGUUCAUCCAGUUGAGGGUGGUGGAAUGCCAUGUCCGGGUGGGCUGAAAAUUACUUUCAAAGAAGGCGGCGGUUUCGAGUUUAGCACAAUCUUUAACGAAGUGAAGAACCGACUCUAUGAGUCCGAAGGUCAUGCUCCACCAGACACAAUAGAGCCUCUUCCGCUUUACACACCACGCGCUGAAUCCCAAUCCGCAGAUCCCACUUCAACGACUGCUCCGUCCGGCUCCUCUCUCGCUGGAGCGGCCUCACCAGCAAUUAUCCCAUAUACCAUUCCAACUCCCGAAGUUCAUCCCGCUCCUCCAAAUGACACGCCUUCAGAAACAAACAGAGAGAUUACAAAUCCAUUUUUGAAUCCUAUAUAUUUCGGCGGAGAUUCGAAUAUGGCAGAACCAGAUGAUUUGCCGCCGAGUUAUGAUGACAUUGAUAAAUGA
Messenger RNA from Paraglomus brasilianum, 732 nucleotides. NCBI's taxonomy places the organism in Eukaryota, Fungi, Glomeromycota, Glomeromycetes, Paraglomerales, Paraglomeraceae. The record is from the annotation of a GenBank genome assembly.